AUGGGGGCUUAUUACGACGAGAUUGAAAUUGAAGAUAUGGCAUGGGAUGAGGUAAAAGGUGUCUAUCACUAUCCCUGCCCCUGCGGUGACCGCUUCGAGAUUUCUCGCAAGCAGCUCGCCAACUAUGAGGAUAUCGCGACAUGUCCGAGCUGCAGUCUGAUCAUUAGAGUUGUCUAUGAUCCUCUUGAUUUUGAAGACGAAUCUCCAGAUGACGACGGGUCUGCAUCGCAGGAAAGUGAAGAAGAUGAGGAUGAUGAUGAUGAUGAUGAUGAUGAUGAUGAUGAUGAUGAGGAUAGCGAUGACGACCAGUUCGAGGAUGCUCUUGAGAAGCUUACUCUCACCGAGCCAUCGGCAGCAUUGGUUGCAGCAGCAGCAUAA
This is a messenger RNA of Suillus bovinus, 378 nucleotides long. Its product is annotated as zf-CSL-domain-containing protein. The transcript has 2 exons. Gene Ontology annotation, molecular function: metal ion binding. Bases 1 to 378 code for a protein of 125 amino acids. The record is from RefSeq and is a predicted model, not a curated record. Lineage: Eukaryota; Fungi; Basidiomycota; Agaricomycetes; Boletales; Suillaceae. Gene Ontology annotation, biological process: protein histidyl modification to diphthamide.